UUGCCCGGCAGCGACGUUUUUAUUACCUACGGCGGGAAAACCGGCUCCGAUGUUGUAAUCGAUAGCUUAGACGCAUUCAACAUGACCGAAGAGAGUUGGGUUAAGCAAGUCAACAACAAAACUGAUAUACCCAACGAUCAGUACCGUGGUGGGCUUCUUGCACCUAAUCAAGAUGAUCCAUUUCUUGUUACCAGCGCGGGGAAUGGAACACAGGCGGCGCAUAAUAGAACACUCGAUAUCAUAACGGAUGUAAUAAUAGGAAUACUAUUGAUAGUGGUCGUAAUUUUGGGCUUUCUUUUGUAUAGACAGAUGAAAAACAAAAAGGAGGAAGAGGAGCUGAAAAUAGGGGAAACUUGGGGAGCUUUUGGAAACGAUACUGAAACUGUUUCUCGGACAGACAUUGAAACUGGUUCUCAGGAGGACACUUUACCGAGUUAUCGAUCAUUCGAGGUGGAAACGUCUGGUCACUGUGAAUCUUACUCAAGUUCGUCAGAGACAACUUCAGCACCCGACUUUAACACGUCUACAGCUUUACAUCAUACAGAGAAACUGAACUCUACUCCCAUCACUCCAUC
This is a messenger RNA of Paraglomus occultum, 575 nucleotides long. Lineage: Eukaryota; Fungi; Glomeromycota; Glomeromycetes; Paraglomerales; Paraglomeraceae. The record is from the annotation of a GenBank genome assembly.